Helianthus annuus (common sunflower) is the source of this 2275-nucleotide messenger RNA. RefSeq lists its product as uncharacterized. The record is from RefSeq and is a predicted model, not a curated record. NCBI's taxonomy places the organism in Eukaryota, Viridiplantae, Streptophyta, Magnoliopsida, Asterales, Asteraceae. The transcript is spliced from 8 exons. Bases 132 to 2111 code for a protein of 659 amino acids.
UCUUCAAAAAUAUCUUCCAUACUCACGAGUUUGUUCAUCAUCUCUUUCAUGUGAUUUGCAGGUUUCAUUCUCAUCCAAUUAACCUACAUUUUGAUUCAUAGUCACUCAUUCUUCGUCAAUGUUCUGAUCUGAUGGCUAUAUCGGCCUUCAAAUCCACGACCAGAAGACCUCCGAUCGGAGAUACGUCACCAUCGACGGAAGAUUCGCCGGAAUAUUCCUCUUCUAAAGCUACUCCGGCGUUCAAAUCGACGACUAGAAGAGCUCCGAUCGGAGAUUCAUCACUGUCGACCGACGAAUCGCUGACGUCAUCGUCGUCUAAAGCUCACCGGCGUUCUAGAAGCGUAAGCAGAUUCUCACGGCGGAUUCCAGCUGAAUUUGAACCGGUAACAGUUCCUACACCGAGACGGAAGUUCGUUAACACCGUUAGAGGCUCCGAUUUUCCGGAAAUUAGUCUCGAUGAUCUCGCAAUCGAGUUUUUCUCCGGUAAUGAUAACGGUUCUGAGUUGGAUAUUGAGAGUGUAAGCAGUGGAAGUAGAAGUAGUCGAUGUGUUGGUGUGAAGUCGGAUAUAAGUACAGCAUUGUCUCAACGGCGUUCGCGGUCCGUGUCUAGAAACCCUAGCGGUGGUGAUUUAGGUGUUUGUAGUAGUAGUGGUGUGGCUGGUUCUGCUCAGAGGCGUGGGAGGUCUGUUUCGAGGCGUAAUGAUGGUAAUGGUGCUGGUUCUAGUGGUGGUGGUGCAGUUAGGGUUGUUUCUAACGGUGAUUCGAGGAGGAGACGUUCCGUUUCGGUUGCUCGGCGUCAGAUUAGUGACACGGAGAGUGAUAUAGAUCUUUCCUGGAGUUCUGCAAGUCAGCCCAAAUCUAGGAGCACAAAUAAUGGCAAUAGUCGGGUUGCUUCUUUUCAGAGACCGACUGCUUCAAGCCAUCGGAGGCUCACCAGGUCUAUGAGCCAAGCACCUCAGAUGAGGUUACAUGAUGACUACUCGAGUGAUAUAGAUCUUUCCCGGGGUUCUGCAAGGCAAGCCAAAUCUACGAGUGUGAAUAGCGACAAUAGUCGGGUUCCUUCGUUUCAAAGACCCACUGCUUCAAGUCAUCGGAGGCUCACCAGGUCUAUGAGCCAAGCACCACAGAUGAGGAGGUCACAUGAUGACUACCUGAGCCAGUCUUCUGCACUGACUGAUGAUGAUUUAAGAGAUGCUCGUUAUGGGAGAAAUGAGAUUGAGAAGACUAUUCGAGCAGUUUAUGCUCAAAGAAAGAUUGACCAUCCUACUGGAGAUGAUGCAAACCUUGGCCUAUGUGAAGCAAUGAGAAAAGAACUUAGGUCUGCUGUCAACGACAUCAUGAUAGAACUCGAACAGACAAUGGAAAGAAAGCCUUCUGCAUUAUCCGUCCACGAUCGCUUGUAUUCAAAAAAAUCCGAUGCAACAACAAGAAAGAACUAUACAACAAAGUUAAAACUAGAUUUAUUAGCUGAUAGGGCACUAGAAGAGCAACAGGUUCAGGAUGGAUUCAAGAUCGUUAGGGAGGUGCUUCCCGAGUCAAAAACCAAUGCUAAUGCACAAAGAGUCUCGUACUCCCGAAAGAGGAGCAAUGACAGGAACAGAGUGUCUAAACGAUUAAACGAAGAAGCAGAAAAGUAUUUUGAAGAUUUUAUAUCAAAUGUUGAAGAUACGGAUUUUUCUUCUUUUGAUGGAGAAAGAAGUGACACGAGUUCAAGUUUAGUUGGGAGUACAGUCAAACAACGAGAUGGCGCAUUACCGACCCAAAAUGGUGAUAUUAUUUCUGUUCCUGUGGAAAUGGAGGGUAUUAAUCUACCAUGGUUGAAAUGGGAUGACAAUGUUGGUGUUUCUCCUUCAACCCCAAAAACAAAAUUGUGGGACCCAUCUCAGGAUUUAAAAAUAAUCCAAGAGCAUGGCAGUAGCCAUGGUAGCUGGAACCCUGAACAUACAACCGUGAAUUCAACAAACGCAAAAGAAAAUACAAGUCGUCUAUUUGACCUGAGCAAGUAUAUAGAGCUCGAGAGGACUGAAGAGUUACUAUUUGAUAACUGGAGGGAAAGAAGUGUAAUUAGGUCUGGUGGUCUAUUUCUUUGUAGUGUUAUUGGCCAUUAUUGAAAUUUUAUUUACACUUUUAGUCCUUUUCACCUUUUUAUACAAUAAAUGUAAACUCAAAAGAAAAACAAGAAAUCCACCUUUUGAACCUACCUUAACUACCAUGAAUGUAAAAUACCCAAACUAACCUUUGAAUUGAAAACAAUAGCAAAAAAAAAAAAAAAAAA